AUGAUGGAGAAGUUUUUCUCCUUUAUGUCCUUCUAUGAGCAACAGCAAGCGGCACCUGCGCAGUCAAACAACAGCGACAACAACAACGGAGUUACUCCCAUGAGCCUUGAUGGCUCUUCCUUUGCGCGCAAAAAUCGGCAACCCACCUUCGCGCCAUACGAGCCCCAACGGUGCUCUGCCUUGGACCCCAGUGACAUGGACCUGCACGAAGAACGACAAAAGAAAAGAGCAUCAGCACUAGAAUUCGCCUUCCACACUCAGAGGCGCUACAACAAUAACAACAACAACAACAACAACAACAACAACAACAACAACAACAACAACAACAACAACAACAACAACAACAACAACAACAACAACAACAACAACAACAACAACAACAACAACAACAACAACAACAACAACAACAACAACAACAACAGACAUCACGAACAUCAAGCACAGAAAUACAUGUCCAAGGUUUUGAUUGCAGAAGGGCUCGGCCACAACUUACUCAGCGUAAGCCAACUCAUGGCCAAGGGAACCCACCUCGAAGCCGACAGCACCACUCAAGAAUUCAAUUUGUACCACAGGAAAGGUGGACUCUACAUCGGAAAGUAG
Molecule: messenger RNA, 600 nt
Organism: Closterium sp. Yama58-4
Lineage: Eukaryota; Viridiplantae; Streptophyta; Zygnematophyceae; Desmidiales; Closteriaceae
Source: the annotation of a GenBank genome assembly